GGUAAGAGAGAAGGACGGGUACUCUGAAAACCAUAAAAUAUAUAUUAGUUUUGUGGAAAGUAAAAAAGUUUUAUAAUUUUCCAAAGUGAAAAAAGAACACAAAACAAACAAAAUGGAAAGUGUUAUACGUGAUUACUUACAUUUCUCAAAUUCCACGGAAGGCGACUUCGAGGGCUUUAACGGCUUUAUAGGAAGUAUUGCUCUGAAGCUAUGCAUGGGGAUUGACUAUAUGAUGAAUACGCAGGAGACACAUUAUGAUCAGAUGCUAGUGUUUGGAUUGACCUCAUGUGCCAUUGGUCUUUUAGGUAUCUUUAUAUUUUUCAUGAUGAGUGUGCAAAAGUACAAUACUUUAUUUUGCAAAACUGCUUGUAACAAAGAUCGAAAACCUGUAUGGGUAGAUGAAAAGGAGGAGGUCAAGCCACCACAAGUUGAGGAAGAGGUCAAGGCACCAAAGGUUAUGGAGAAUGUCAAGCAAUCACAAAUUGAGAAGUAUUUUCUGAAUGCUACUGAUACUGCACAUAGCCUAUUUCCCUAUCACAAUGGAAUGAAAGCUACAAAGCAAAAUCCCAGAAUGCAAAACCGUAGUGUUCAAGUAGUAAGGUCGCUACUAUCUAUGAGAAAAAGGAUAAAUAAAUAUAAAUACUUAAAGGACUCGGAAGCACCUCAAGACACAGAGAUGAAUAAGAAUGUAUACCCUCCCUUGAAUCAAACAAAUACUUCUCCAGAUCACAACGAAGUCUAAAUAUUUGUUUUAAUAUAUAUUUUUAAUAAGUCAAAUACUUUUAUAAGGAAAUGCACAUCAAGAGUCGAUCAAUGUGAUGUCCAUAGUAUAUCCAUCGACUCCACACUAUGAAAAUCCGUCGUCAUGAAAAAAUGUAGGGCCCAUUUUUGAGAUGUAUCAGUAGAUUUGGGGUAUUCCUUAAUAGCAAGAAGUCUAUCCAAAAUUGUUGAUGUAAUUUUUUUUCCUUUCGAAUUUUAUGAAUAUAACACUGUUACAAUGAAA
Molecule: messenger RNA, 1003 nt
Organism: Drosophila mauritiana
Lineage: Eukaryota; Metazoa; Arthropoda; Insecta; Diptera; Drosophilidae
Exons: 3
Coding region: 113-742 (209 amino acids)
Source: RefSeq, a predicted model, not a curated record